Molecule: messenger RNA, 526 nt
Organism: Zonotrichia albicollis (white-throated sparrow)
Lineage: Eukaryota; Metazoa; Chordata; Aves; Passeriformes; Passerellidae
Source: RefSeq, a predicted model, not a curated record
AUGACGAUCCACUACAUCCCCUCGGUGCUGCUGGGGCCCCAGGCCCGCGAGAGCUUCCGCAACUCGCGCCUGCAGGCCCACAACUCCGUCAUCGGCGUGCCCAUCCGCGAGACGCCCAUCCUGGAUGACUACGAGGAUGAGGAGGAGGAGGAGACGCCGCGGCGGGCAGAGCCCAGCGCCAGGGAGGAUGAGUUUGGCAGCCAGGUGACGAGGACGCUGGAGAGCCUGGGCAGGGCAGGGGAGGAGAAGCCUGAUUACGAGAAGAAAGCUCCCGAGGUGACGCAGGAGACGGUGGAGUCGCUGAUGCAGAAGUUCAAGGAGAGCUUCCGCACCAACACGCCCAUUGAGAUCGGGCAGCUGCAGCCCGCGCUGCGCAGCACCUCCGUGGGCAGACGGAAACGCCGCAGCCGGCCCCGAGGUGGGAUCGGGUUUGGACGUGCCAAAGGCAACUCUGGCUCGGAGGCAGACGAUGAAACCCAGCUCACCUUCUACACGGAGCAGUACCGGAGCCGGAGGCGAAGCAAAG